AUAAGACCACGGCUGCCCCGCUGUCCUAAUAGGCUACUCUGUUGGUGUGAACGCUAAACACCACUAAGCACACACUAAUCCGUGGUCGGUCCUUAAUCUCCUGCAGACAACACGGUACUCGCUGUGGGCCGUGCCAAAGUGGCUCUUCGCGCGUAAUCAUCGCUUCAAUCUCAUUCCGGUAUCUGUUUGCGUAAAAAAAAAAAAAAGGGCGCUGUGGUUCGAGCUGACCUGCCCGUUGCCCGCCCCUGCCCCCCUCUCCUUCUCUCCUCCCGGUGGGCUCUGUGAUACUUCGUGGUGUUUGUGCCAUCUAGGGUUAUCCACCGCUCCAUUGCAGUCUUUCUAGCGCAGAGACUUCGCACCUAGGGUCGCACCACUCCUAUCUUUCCGGCUUUUUUUUUGGAUAAACAAAUAACUCCUGCAAUUAUCGAAAGAAAAGAAAAACAACUUUCUUUUGGAUGUACUAUUUUCGCUAUUCUCUUCAACUUUCUGACUUGGAUGUGCGAUUCGGAGAUUCAGAGAGAAGCAAACAAUUACCAAGGACAUAUUGUGUUCUCACUGACAAGUAACUCUACAGCACCGCGGGGAGACGAGGAGAAAAACGCCUUUGCCAUGUAGCAACACUCUAAAAAACCAGUCUGGAAAUACAGAGAAGAGCACACACACACACGCGGGCGCGCACACACACUUAUUAGUAAGCUGGUUAUUUUUACUUGAAGGGGAGAAACUACAAAUAUGCUGUGAAGCUCUUCGUCGCAGUUUGGCUCCCGGCAAAGGCGCAGGUUUCCAGAGCAUCUGCCGGUGGGAAUUUUUUUUUUUUUCUUGCCAAUGAGAGAAGAAGCGAUAUGCGGCUGAGAAGGCAGUUGCUGUUGCAGUCCGUCUCCUGGAAUUAGUGGAUGAAUGGGAAGGGAGCGGCUGUAGCCUCGAACCAGGGAAAACAGAAUAUACUGUAUAGCCUGCGGUGGCACACAAUGGAUACGUGUCCCUCUCUGAAGGUGAAAGACUGAGCGGAUGAGGUGGAGGGUUUCUUCCUCAGCUCACACAGAAACGACACCUUGCAACGUUCAUCCGUGGGAGGAGGGGAAAGACUUGGGAUUGUUUGCGGCCCGCAGGAGGAAUUCAAGGUGAUCUUGGAGAUCCAACAGAAACAAAUGUGACAACUAUCAAGAGGAGGUGUUGUACGAUUCAGACCCCACCCUCAUGACAUGACUCAAUAUGUGUUUGGAUACCUGACCGAACCAAACUACUGAUCCUGUUACUGCUGCCUGUUCAUCGUGCUCUUUGAGUGUGAAUGAGUGGCCUUGAGGUGUUUUCAAGGGACCAUAUGGCACAAUACCAUUCAGUAUAGGUCCCCUUUGUAUGAACUAACAUGGACAAAGUGGUCAUCAGUCUCCUGCUCCUGGGAACCGCAGUUAUGAUGGUCCAUGCAUGUCCCAAAUACUGUGUCUGCCAGAACCUCUCAGAGUCUCUGGGGACUCUGUGCCCCUCCAAAGGCCUGCUCUUCGUACCACCGGACAUCGACCGACGAACUGUGGAACUCCGGCUGGGUGGCAACUUCAUCCUCAAGAUCACCACUCAGGACUUUGCCAAUAUGUCAGGUCUGGUAGAUCUCACCUUGUCCCGCAACACCAUCAGCGCCAUCCAGCCCUUCUCUUUCCUCGACCUGGAGACCCUGCGAUCCCUGCACCUCGACAGUAACAGGUUGACUGAGCUGGGACCAGAUGACCUCCGAGGUUUGAUCAACCUGCAACAUCUGAUCCUCAACAACAACCAGCUGAGUCGAAUCUCCAAAGCAACCUUUGAUGACUUGUUACUGACACUGGAGGAUCUGGAUUUGUCAUAUAACAACUUACGCAGUGUGCCUUGGGAAGCCAUCCGCAAAAUGGUCAACCUUCAUCAGAUGAGUCUCGAUCAUAAUCUCAUCGCCUUCAUUGCUGAGGGGACUUUUAUAGAUCUGGAUAAACUGGCCCGCUUGGACCUCACCUCUAAUCGUCUCCAGAAGCUCCCUCCAGACCCCAUCUUUGCACGUUCCCAGAGCAGUGUAGUUAUGAGCACUCCUUAUGCUCCUCCGCUCUCUCUAAGCUUUGGUGGAAACCCAUUGCACUGCAACUGUGAAGUGCUUUGGCUUCGAAGGCUGGAGCGUGAGGAUGAUAUGGAAACCUGUGCUUCUCCUACUAGUCUAAAGGGGCGCUACUUUUGGUCUGUUCGUGAGGAGGAGUUUGUUUGUGAGCCCCCUCUAAUUACGCAACAUACACACAAGUUACUAGUGCUGGAAGGCCAAACAGCUAGCCUGCGCUGCAAGGCAGUAGGUGAUCCAAUGCCAUCUGUGCAUUGGGUUGCUCCUGAUGACCGUUUGAUCAGCAACUCCUCCCGAGCAACAGUAUAUGAAAAUGGUACCCUGGACAUUAUGAUCACCACAUCUAAGGAUUAUGGAACUUUUACUUGCAUAGCUGCUAAUGCUGCUGGGGAAUCUACAGCCUCAAUUGAGCUGUCAAUUAUUCAACUCCCCCAUCUGAGUAAUGGUACAAAUCGUACCACACAGGCCAAGUCAGGGCUAUCGGACAUAACUAGCUCUACCAAGAUCAGUAAAGGGGAGCCUAAACCUCUGCCAGAGAAGGUGGUGUCUGCAACAGAAGUGACUGCUGUCUCUGCUCUUGUCAAGUGGACUGUUAGCAAGUCAACCCCAAAGGUCAAAAUGUAUCAGCUUCAGUACAAUUGCUCUGAGGAUGAGGUGCUCAUUUACAGGAUGAUUCCCAUGACUAACAGAGCCUUUGUAGUCACAAAUCUUGUCCCAGGGAUGCAGUAUGACCUGUGCGUCUUGGCCAUCUGGGAAGACACUGCCACCACCCUCACUGCCACCAAUAUAGUGGGUUGUGUCCAGUUCAUCACCAGGGAGGACUACCCACAGUGUCAGUCUCUUCACAGUGGCUUCCUGGGUGGCACCAUGAUCCUGGUCAUUGGUGGCAUCAUUGUGGCCACGCUUCUGGUGUUCAUCAUCAUCCUCAUGGUGCGGUAUAAGGUGACCAGUGGCAUCCAGACUAAUAAAUUACCCAAUGUGAGCAACACGUACUCGCAGACCAAUGGAGGAUUGAACAGGUUCAACGGUGCCCCACCACAAGUCAAAUCCACUGUGGUGGUCAUGCGUGAGGAAAUGGUAGAGUUCAAGUGUGGAUCUCUCCAGAGCAGUCUCUCUUCAUCUACAUCCUCUUCUAACUCGUUAGGCAGCCAAACAGGAAGGGGGGCUGGUGACCGCUACAGCAUGCAGGGCAGCGAAUGCAGCACUCUGCCCAGCAGCAAGUUCAGGAGACACGGGCAUGGUGCCAAAGCACGGCCAAAUCUGGACCACCUUUUAGGGGCCUUCACCUCAGUGGAGCUGCGAGGGGUAGCGAGGGACCACCAAGGGGCUUCUGGCCCAUCCACCAGUUCCAAUACUAUGAUGACGGUGGCUAUAGUACCCCCGUCUGAUAAAGAACCCCUUCUUGGGAGGGCCGAGUCCACCACCAUGCUGGGACGUCUCCUAGGGCUGCCCCAGGAGGGUAAGCCCAAGAGGAGCCACUCAUUUGACAUGGGUCACGUUGGAACCACACAGUGUCGCAGCAGCUAUCCUCGCAGGAUUAGUAACAUCUGGACUAAGCGCAGUCUGUCUGUUAAUGGCAUGUUGUUGCAGUAUGAUGAUAGUGAGGAUGAGAAGCCCACAUCUGAGAGCUCUGAGUGGGUGAUGGAAAGCACUGUUUGAGUGCAGUUGCUCAUAACUGUGAGGUCCAUGGCUAAACCACAAACCUAUAUCAGGAACUAAAAGAACAUGAGUGUAGAAGCAGGGAUGGUCCAGUGGGGAUCUGCCUUCGGGUACUGCAUGAAGUUCAUCCAUGUGAAUACUGUAUAAGUAACUAUGUGAGAAAAGACACUCAAAUCGAUAGAUUCCUGGCCAUGAACCCAAAUUGUUGACAGUGUUUAACUGUAUUUGUUUCCAAUUCAAAACAACAUGGAGUCCUGGCAGAUGGAAUAAAUCCCUAUCCACAGGGCACGUGAGAGUCUUUCAGCCAGAAAAGGGGACAAGAAAGAUGAGGAAUUCAAAGUGGAUUUACUGCAUCUUUAUCAAAAGAACUGAAUGCCAAGAGGAUUUGCCUCGAAUGUGGUGAACUGUAUGUGCAUCACAAUGUCUUGGAUCCUGAGCUUUCAAUGGGACUACUGCAACAGUAGAGAGAAGGACCAGAGGAGUGAAUAGAAAAUUUAAACAGUCAUUUUUAUUUUCAUCUGGGUUUUUCUAUCAUUUUUACUAUUUAUUAUUUCAGGUGAUCCAUCAGCAGGCAGAGGCACAGCUCUUCAGUGAGGUUAUCAAUGUCAGUAAUCAAAGAAAGAAAAAAGACACACAGAAGCUUCACAUAUCACAAUUUAACAUAAUUCAACAGUGUUUUCAGUCAAACUUGAUUUUCUAUUUUUUUAUUUUACAAAUUGAAAAUAUGAUUUCUUCUGAAAUAACAGCACGACCCCAUGCUCUAGAUAUCGGCAACACAACAAGCCAGUCUUGUAUUUCUACCUCAGAUUAUAUAUCACAUGAGGUUAUUUAUAUAUGAAAGCAAAAGGAAAUACAACAAAACCUAAAUGCACAAGACAGCAGCUCAAAACACAAGAAUUAUUUAGUAUCCAGCCAGUCAUAUUCAGCUUAGGUUAAAUUCCUUUUGUGACAAAAUGUCUAUGUUCUGAUCCUCUAGCCACUGGUGAACGUUGGUGACAACGAUCCCUGUAGGCUAAAAGGCCAUUGAUGUAAACAGAGAGUUUGCCUCAGGGCUUGGUUUCAGAUGCAGAUGAAAAUAUUACAGUCGCCAGACCAGAAUAGUCUUUGAAAUCCAUCAAACCUACUUAAUCAUUUGCUUAAACCCACAGCAGGAUGUAUUAUUCAGCUGUAAUUCUCUUUAGGUAACACAAAACAGAGAGUCAGACAAUUACAAUUACUCAUUUUGCUUGGUUAAAUGGCAGAAUGAGUCUAAAUUGAAUUUAUUAGCUUGAUAAAGGUCAUUAUGCUGCUUAGUAGAAGUUGUUAUGGACGGAGAACGGGCAAAAAGAUAACCUUUUAAGGGCCAAACAGCUGAAAACUCUCUUGAAAUCGCAUGAUACAGAACCACUGUUGGUUUUUUUGAAUUGAUUUGUCAAAUAAUGCAUUCAUUUUCCAUUCACAUUCAUACAGAGCUGUACAUUGCAGUAAAAUACUGUGAAUUAGUGGCUAUUCAGAUUACUGCCUAAACCAAUACAUCCCGACACAUUCUGAUGCCUUUUUCAAUAUCUUGUUUAUCUCUGCUGCAUUUCAAGAUGUAGGGUGGUCAUCUUUUUUUUUAUUAUUAUUGUUUCCUUCUCUAGGUGUACUGUUCUGUAUAUUGGCAUUUUUUUGUACAAUAUCUGGGUGAGAAUGUAAAGGGGGAAAAAUUGUGCAGUAGUACUUUUAUUUUCAUGUGAAGCAAACAGUGAGAAGGUGCUUUACUGUGGUGUUCUGACCUGGUCAUUGUUAGUUGGCUCACUGAAAUUGGAUUUUACAUGAUACUGCAAGAAGACUGGCAAAGGGUCAGUUCACCCAAAUUAUAAAAAUACAUAAUUUCUGACUUACCUCUUGUGGCAUCUAGCCAUGUAGAUAAUUGGUUUCAUUUGCCCAGUUUUUGAGAUAUCCUUCUUUAGAUUUCUACUUUCUACUUUCAGAGAAGAUAUCUUUUUAAUCUCUCUGGGUAUAUUUAUUCUUUGUGUUUUGCAAAUCAUCAAAGUGUGUCUGGUGAUAUUCUAUAUUUUUCUCAUGGUCAAUGGAUCUCAUGAAAAGAUCUGAUAUAUCUUUUAUCUUCUUCUAUUGUUGUCCAGAAACAAAUAAGUGACAAGUUCCUUCUUUGCCAUGAAUACGCUAGUGUAUUUAGACUAGAUCCCAUAUACAGUAGAUUGCAGUCCUGGUGCAUUAAUCCACUGCUGAAAAUAGACUCAACAAAUGUCAUUUGCUGUCGAAGGUCUAUAUACUGUAGGCUUUUGUUUUGAUUGGUUAAUAAGAAUAUAGAAUAUCACCAACCCUAUUCUUUUAAUUUGUCAGGUAUUUUAUUUGUUCAACUUGUCAGACAAAGAUUAUUUUAUCCAUUAAUACUUUCUCUGAUGGAUUUCCUGAAACCCCAGUAAUAAUACUAAUGAUGACAAGAAUAAUCACAAUUCCCAUGAAUGUAUAGUUACAUGUACAGUACUGUGAUAGAGGAUUUUAUCCACAUCACCAAUUCUGUGAAUGUGUGGACAGUGGAGGCAUCCACAAAAUCAGCAUAAUUUGCUAUGAACUGAUAUCUAAUUGGAAGUAGGACAAUUCUUGGAAAGAUCUCUGUAAUUUGGUGCUACUGAUCAGUGAAGACAUACAAGACAUAAAAUUCAAGAUGGAGAGUAAAGUUUUGUAAUAAUAUCUGAAUAUGGGGCCGUUCUUUCAAGGACGUUCUGCUUGAAAUCAACAACUUCUCAUGAACAUAACACAACUAACUGAACUCUAAUAACUCUUCUUCCUGAACUUAUUGCCAUAUUACAUAUUCUCCAGAAAACCUCCUAAGAAAUUCUGUACCCAUAAAAUGAAGCCUCGCUACAGUUGUUUCUCACGGAAAACUGUUUCACUGAAACCUUUGAGAUGUAAAUUUUGAGUACUUUGAGUGGCACAAGUUUGAGCUGCAUUGGUGUGGAGCCAGACAUCUCAAAGAUGGAUAUCCCAAAACAUGCAUAAAUCAAACAAAAUAUUUUGGCAUGGAAAGAAAUAAGAAAAUGUUUUUCUUUUUUUAAUUUAGGUGAACUUACCUGUUACCUGCUUUCUCUAUUUGUGACAUCAUGUAACAUCCUCUUCCACUCUGCUAACUAAGAAUACAAAUUAAGUGUGUACUUGACUUAACAUAGUCAUGAUUCUCACCUGGAGUUCUAGGUCAAAAACAAGAAAAAAAAAAAACUGUUUCUGUGUGAAAACAUUUUGCUACAAAAGAAUAUAAAAUAUUGAUUAAUUCCU
Messenger RNA from Larimichthys crocea (large yellow croaker), 6991 nucleotides. RefSeq names its product leucine-rich repeat and fibronectin type-III domain-containing protein 2. Lineage: Eukaryota; Metazoa; Chordata; Actinopteri; Sciaenidae. The record is from RefSeq and is a predicted model, not a curated record. Gene Ontology annotation, cellular component: cell surface; postsynaptic density membrane. The transcript has 6 exons. Gene Ontology annotation, molecular function: protein binding. Bases 1367 to 3733 code for a protein of 788 amino acids.